AUGCUGAUUCUAGCCAACACCAAUCGCCAAGGUGUAAAUGGUAUGCUGGGAACACCAAAGGAUUCAAAGUGGUUACAUGGAUCAUCUUCAACAACACUUUCACAGUACGUACUGAAUUCCAACACCGUUGAUCAUGCUACUAAGCUGAUCAAUAACCAAGAAAAUGUUCGUGGAUAUAUGUUGUAUAAAUUGUUUUCUCGAAUCUGUCCUUUCAAAUUCCAUAACGAACUCACCAAAAAUUACAGUGACUUUGAUGCUAUAAAGGUCAAAGCUCUCUGUUCAAGAACGUGGGACCCAGGGACCUUGACUCCCAGCAUCUCUCAGGAAAGAAAAUGCUAUAAAGCCA
Molecule: messenger RNA, 346 nt
Organism: Dovyalis caffra
Lineage: Eukaryota; Viridiplantae; Streptophyta; Magnoliopsida; Malpighiales; Salicaceae
Source: the annotation of a GenBank genome assembly